UUUAGCUUAGAUAUUUGCUUACAGCGUUAAUAUUUCAGUUUUUAUUUUCAACAUAUUUCUUGAUUAUGAAAGAACCCAUAGUGGUGCACUGCUUAUCCUUCACUUCUGGGCUUAUUGGUGUGAGGCUUCAAAGUAAAUGGACAAAGUCUUUUCCCAUCUCUCCAUUGAUAUCCCCAACGCUCACUUCCAUAGGGUAGAAGCUGAAGAACAGCCUGAGAUAUAUGAGGAAUACUCGGUUUCUGCUGUGCCUUUCUUCGUCUUCUUUAAGGAUGGUAUGAUUUUUGAUAAAUUGGAGGGUGCAGAUCCUUCCAGUCUCGCCAACAAAGUUGCCAAGGUUACUGGGUUUAUUAACCCUAGAGAAGUUGAUGCUCCUGCUAGUCUUGGGAUGGCGCUGGCCCCACCAUCCUUGAGACGGUCCAAAAUUUGGCGAAGAGUUGAAGAAGUCGUUGCACGCUGUGUUCUCACAAUUCGGAAAGAUACUGGAUGUGUUAGCAUUGAAGACACUGAAACACAAAGGUCAAGCUUGGGUUAUUUUCGAGGAUGUUAGCUCCGCUACAAAUGCUCUUAGGCGAAUGCAGGGCUUUCCCUUUUAUGACAAGGAGAUGGU
Messenger RNA from Hibiscus syriacus, 607 nucleotides. RefSeq names its product monothiol glutaredoxin-S17-like. The transcript has 4 exons. The coding region runs from base 137 to 547 and encodes 136 amino acids. The record is from RefSeq and is a predicted model, not a curated record. NCBI's taxonomy places the organism in Eukaryota, Viridiplantae, Streptophyta, Magnoliopsida, Malvales, Malvaceae.